Messenger RNA from Sardina pilchardus (European sardine), 6017 nucleotides. It is a transcript of the gene itpkb, whose product is annotated as inositol-trisphosphate 3-kinase B. The record is from RefSeq and is a predicted model, not a curated record. Gene Ontology annotation, biological process: inositol phosphate biosynthetic process. The coding region runs from base 570 to 2816 and encodes 748 amino acids. The transcript has 8 exons. NCBI's taxonomy places the organism in Eukaryota, Metazoa, Chordata, Actinopteri, Clupeiformes, Clupeidae. Gene Ontology annotation, cellular component: cytoplasm; nucleus. Gene Ontology annotation, molecular function: inositol tetrakisphosphate kinase activity; inositol-1,4,5-trisphosphate 3-kinase activity.
GCUCGGGAUGGUGAAUGUUUUCCUCCCUACUCUCUGUGCGCGGGGCAACUGAGAGAAAAGCUGCUGGUUCCGUUGUAUUCAGUGUCACUGUCAGUUUAACUUCCUUCCUGCUUUUCUGUUGCUUACAUUAAACAAACAUACGCGGAGACGAGGUGUUGAAGAACUCAUGGGAGUACGACCAUACAAUAAGAUCUAACAUGGACCAGAAGAAAAAGAUUAACGUAAAUUCGGAACUUUUCUUGCGAUAGUAAGAAGCUCUUUUGUGGAAUGUGUUGAACAGCGUUGUCUCUGCCUGGAUCUUUCCGUCGUUUACAGAUGUUUUCUCCUCUGGAUCAACCGCCAGUUGACUUGGUAAAGCUGACAGCAGCAGACGGUGAUUGUUGAAGUCCCAAAAGGUUAAGGCUACUCUACUCUUGCCGAGACGUUGACGUCUGCCACACACACAGAGGACUGAGCUGAUCUUCUCUGACCACUGCCCUGCCCAGUGAUAUGGUGGCAUCCACGAGUGGGCGGACCAUUCUGGACCGGGCCUAAAUGGGCGCUCACACCGCGGGAGCCAGCCUGGCACUAUGGCUGCAUGCGCCCUGAACAGCCUUGUGAUGAUGAACACCAACAACAUGAAAGGUGAGAGCAGCCCUCGCACGGGGCGGCCCGUGCUGCCCGUGCCCGACCGCUCCACCUACUGCCCCCUGCUGGAUUUACCUUACAGCCCGGGCAGCGCCAGUCCCGGCUCGCCCGGAGCGCCGCCGUCCUUCGUGUUCCCGCCGGUGGCGAGCCCCGGCGUGUCACGCUCUCGCUCGCCCUACCGGACGCCGGACACCCUGGGCGUCAACGUGGGCAGCCGGGUCCGGCGCCUGAGCAGCGGACGGUUCGGCAGCGACGAGGACGACAGCGGUAACGGCGGCGGCGGCAGCGGAGGCGACUGCGCGCCCAACGACGAGAUCAAACGCACGGUGCAGAUCGUGCAAAUCCACCGCGAGCUCCAGAACGUGGAGGUGAACAAAAAGGUGGGCCUGUUCGAGGCGCAGAUCUCCGACCUGCGCGCCCAGGUGCAGAGCGCCGAGAUCCAGCGAAGCCCCAGGGCUCCGCGCAGGACCGGCCCCAGCUCUGGCCCUGGGCCAGGCCCCUCCCCCGCCUCCCCUCCGGGGAAGCCCUGCCCAGGGGGAGUCCCGGCCCCCCUCCGGUGGGACUGCCCUCCCAGUGUUCCCAACCAGCUCCUGAAUGGGAGAGGAUGUCGCAGCCCAGAGAGAGUAACAACAGCAGGAGCACAACCACCAGCAGCAGCAGCCGCAGCAGCAGCAGUGAAUGACAAAAAAAGAAACGGCAGGAACAGCUUAACAGCCACUGACCCAAAUACUGAACAGGGUGUUGGUGGUGGUGGUGGGACGCAGCUCGCGAACAAACCGGCCGCGACUUGGACAGGCUCUGACGGCUCGGCCAGAAAUGCUCAGACCGUAAGUUCGCUGCUGGGGGUCGCCAGCGACUUGGCCGUCGUCGAGUGCGAGGGCCUGCCUGUGGCGGCGGCGAUAGCCAAAACGCUCCUGCCAGCGCAGGAGGGAGGCGCGCCAACGGACGUCCAGGUGCAGGCCGCGGGCGGGGCCCGGUCCGGCGGGCCCGGCGGCGGAGGGGAGGGUGGGGGGGAAGGGGGCAGCGGCGGCCUGGAGCACGGCACCAUCCCGGCCGUCAUCGUGACGGACCACGGGAUGGAGGCCACCGGCGGGGAGGGUGGCGCCGAGCCCCAGCCUCAGCCCAGCCCCGUCUCCAACCGGGCCCUGCGGAAGCUCUCCUCCUCCUCGGCCUCGUCCACGGGCUUCUCCUCGUCCUGGGAGGAAUCGGAGGACGACAUCUCCAGCGACCCGGAACGGAUGGAGAGCCUUUCACCUUCCUUACUCCAGACCCAGCAGAAAGCACAUAAGUCAUGGAAGAAGAUCAAGAACAUGGUGCACUGGUCGCCGUUUGUGAUGUCCUUCAAGAAGAAGUACCCUUGGAUCCAGCUGGCUGGCCAUGCAGGCAGCUUCAAGGCGGGGGCGAACGGGCGCAUCCUAAAGAAGCACUGUGAGUGCGAGCAGCGCUGUCUGGACUGGCUGAUGAGGGACGUGCUCAAGCCCUUCGUGCCCGCCUACCACGGCGACGUGGAGAAGGACGGCGAGAAGUACAACCAGAUGGACGACCUGCUGGCCGAGUUCGACCUGCCCUGCGUCAUGGACUGCAAGAUGGGGGUCAGGACGUACCUGGAGGAGGAGCUGACCAAGGCCCGCAAGAAGCCCAGCCUGCGGAGCGACAUGUACCAGAAGAUGAUCGAGGUGGACCCCGUGGCGCCCACGGCCGAGGAGAGCGAGCAGAAGGCCGUCACCAAGCCGCGCUACAUGCAGUGGCGGGAGACCAUCAGCUCCACGGCCACGCUCGGCUUCCGCAUCGAGGGCAUCAAGAAGGAAGACGGAACGGUAAACAGAGACUUUAAAAAGACCAAGAGCCGGGAGCAAGUGACAGAGGCAUUCCACGACUUUGUCAAAGGAAACAAGAACAUCCUGACCUCUUAUCUCAGCAGGCUAAAGGACAUCAGGGACACUCUGGAAACUUCAGCAUUUUUCAAGACACACGAGGUGAUCGGGAGCUCGCUCCUCUUUGUCCACGACAAGCGCGAACAUGCCAAGGUGUGGAUGAUCGACUUUGGCAAGACCACGCCACUGCCGGAGGGACAGACCCUAAGCCACCGGGCCACCUGGGCAGAGGGCAACCGGGAGGACGGCUACCUCUACGGCCUCGACCACCUGAUAGACAUUCUCGAGGAAAUGGUGGCACAAGAGCCUCUCUAAAAGAAACAACACAAGCUUAAAAGAAAUGAGACAGAAAGAUAGAGAGAAUGACAGAAAGAAAGAAAGAAAGAGAAAGAAAGAAAGAAAGAAAGAAAAAAAGAAUUGAGGAGCCCCUGGUCCUUCUCCCGGGUUGGGUUGAAGGGGGCGGGGGAACUCGCACUACAGGACUUCCUGUUUUUCCUUCGAAAAGCUAUCCUCUAACCCUUCCCAAAAAUAUGAGACAAAAAAAAAGUUCAACAAAAUGAAGCGGGGGGAAAAAAACAACCAAACGACAGACACUUAAGUGAAAUGUGAAGACUGUUUUCUUAUAGUUUGGUAGUCUUUUAAAGGUUUACUUUCCGUUGCAGUAGGUAUUUUGUAGCCUAUAGGGAGAUGUACCACAGGGAUCUACCUAAUUUAUCUUUAAUCUAUCAUAGUGUUACCUAACAGUGUCAAGCACUUAAAUCUCACGUUAACUUUCCACAAUUACAUUUUCGACUUUAACUUGCGACUUUACAGCACUUGUUACAAGUGGUAGCAGUGGGGGUGUAACGAAAGCUUUUCACCUUGCUGUUCCAGGCAGUUAAAUUUAGCACAAAUCGGUUUCCUGUCCAGCAACUUUGCCAAGUGUCCUUUAGGAUUAGGAUGAAUUUAAGAUGUGUUAGUGUCUUAGUGAAUCUAUCCCUCCAUUACAUUUUAAUCAUUAUCUUUAACAUAGACUAACCUCUCCAAUAAUGUUUACUGUUUUAGCCUUAAUGUGAUCACAAAAAUCUUUUAUCAUGUGCCUUUGGUCAUAUAUAUGCUUUUUAUAGUGUACUAUAAGAAUGUAGCAUCAAGUGGUCUUAUGAAGGUGGUAAAUGACUUAUUUUAUUUACCGCUAGUAAAGCUCCAAAAUCAACAUUCCUUUUCAGUGAGGAUCUCCCUGAGGUAGCUCUCAGUGCACAGAGGGAGGAAGAGUCUUUCAGGAAGUGAUUCAUGGCCAAGUAGAAGUAGACAUGUCCCACUUUAUAUUUAAUGUCCUUAGGUACUGUGUACUGAAUUUGUUUAUCAAUUAGUAGUAAUUAAUAGUAUGUAAUGAACUAUAGUGUUACUUAAUUUAUAGUAUGGAACGUACUAUAGCAUUUUUAGCACAUGUUGCUGUAAGAUACUUAGGGUUAGGACUGGGGUUUAUGGUAUAGCUAUGUGUACUUACAUACUGUAGUAUUAUUUCUUACCUCCAUAUUAAGUACACUGUUAUAAGGACAUGUCAUAUAAAAUGGGACGUUUUAUAUUACAGUUACAAUGGCAAGUGCCUUUUGAAUUUCCGAGUGUCUGUUACAGUGCAUCUUAAGUGGUCAUCUAGAACUUUCUAAACAUGUCCACUUUCUGCUGUCUCAGGUGUAUGUAUAGCCAGAGCGGUCAGCUAAACUGUGUUGACGUUUUUGGAUGUGACCUAAGACAUCCUUCCCAGGACCAUAUUAGUGUCCAAAAUCCUGGUUGUGUUCUCUGUUAAACACAAUGCAAUAUUGCCUUAACUAAACUUGCUAUGACCUCCCCCUGCCCCGAGCCUUACACACACACACACACACACACACACACACACACACACACACACACACACACACACACACACACACACACACACACACACACACACACACACACACACAUCCUGUCAUUUAAGGAUGCUGGCUAGUGUGUUUUGUUUGAAGCAGGUGCUUACUGUUUGCAUGGGAUAUUUGCCAUGCAAAUCUGCCUUUCCAACACGGUCCUUCACAUUGAUAUCAGGUACCCACAAAACAAACUGCAGGAGAUAGUCCACCUACUCUAACAAUGCCACACAGUAAACAUUUCCUAGUAUCCCCCAAUAGCUUUGCAUUCAAUCAGUGUUUCCACAUACAGUAGGUUGUUCUAAUAAUGGACAAUCACUUCACAGGAACAAAUGUGACUAAGCACAGUGCAAUAAUCAAGCCUCUGGAAGUUCUCGACUAAGUCCUUUGUGCACAUGUGUGUGUACAUAUCGAAGAGAAGCCUCUUGCAUCACUUCUCCAUUCAUUGCUUAUGUGUGGAACUCUUAUUAUUGGUGGGAAUGAGUUACCUAAAGGGCUUCGUAAAACUUGAAGUAGGAACUGAAAGACAGGUUAGCAGGUACAGCAAGUGCAAGUUCCCAAAUAAAGUGGUCAGUUCUCUAAAAGAGUUUAAAAAAAAUGAAAAAUUCACAUCCAACUUACUCAGACAGGAUAAAGAUUUAGCAAUUUUACAAACCACAAUGUCCCUGCCCUCAGUCUGUGUCCAAUGUGGCAUAUGCAAGAAAGCAGACUAUAACCGGUUUUUGGAUACUUGUUUGACAGAUUCUCAUGCUGUUCGGCUGUUCAAGUCAUGUCUUGUUUGUAGAGAAAUAAUCUUGCCUUUAAAAAGAGAUUUAACACUUUCAAAAUUGAGUAGAUGCAGCUUGUAAACUUCCUGCUGUAUGUAGCUCAAGUGGUGUUUGAGAAAGUGAACACUUGAGAGUAUGUCGCCCUCUGCUGUCCUGGUGCUGUUAUUACACUGAACAAACUAGAGAAAAAGAUGUUGAAAGCUCCUAAUCCCCUCAUUCCAUAAUGGUUUCCUUCUUUCGUCACAUUAUGUGAGACCUUCAGUUACAGCCUCUGUUUUUUUUUUUUUUUAGGGUUUCAAAAUGAAUAAUCAUAUUUAUUUCCUUUACAUUUGUGACAGUUGCACAAGAACACUAAAUGUAGCUGCAUGUUUACAUGUCUACAAUUGGCUUCAAAUUCCUCCGACGUGAGCAUUUUAGUGGUUUGCUGUAAUAUAGUGCUCAUGCGUAGGUUCAUGUAAGACGACAAAAAAGUGCACCUUAUAGACAAGUCUAGUGGAACUUUCUUGUGGUCCAGGUUUGCUGGCAAGCAAAUCGCAGCUGUGUUUGUCUCUGGGCGAUGAUGGUGGACGUGCGCCGGCGUGUGUGUGCGCGCGCGUGUGUGUGUGUGGUCUGGUCUUUGGAGAUGGCAAAUGUCAGAAUGACAUUUGUCUGUUUUUGCGCUGGGAGAUUGCGGGUUCUGUUCCGAUUGGUGUUGUGACACUCCAGAGAUGUAUAGAGGCUCACCAUGUGCGAGGUCAAGAUUCGUUUGCCUUUCCACCACUAUGGACCAGUACUCAUGUCCAAUCCUGCUAUGUCAAUACUGCAAUGUGCUAUGCUUGGCUGUACAGUUUUACUGAAGUAAAAAUUGAACAGUGGCUGCAAUGAAA